Myotis daubentonii (Daubenton's bat) is the source of this 1134-nucleotide messenger RNA. It is a transcript of the gene LGALS4, whose product is annotated as galectin 4. NCBI's taxonomy places the organism in Eukaryota, Metazoa, Chordata, Mammalia, Chiroptera, Vespertilionidae. Gene Ontology annotation, molecular function: carbohydrate binding. The record is from RefSeq and is a predicted model, not a curated record.
CCUGCCACUCCCUUUUCCUCGGGUAUAAAAGCCGGCUACCACCCAGCAUCUGUCACCAUUUCCCACUCCUGCAGCUCUUCUCACAGGACGAGCCACCAGCCCAGACUCUCAAGAUGGCCUUUGUCCCUGCACCCGGCUACCAGCCCACCUACAACCCGACUCUGCCCUACAACAAGCCCAUCCCUGGAGGUCUCAGCGUGGGAAUGUCCAUUUACAUCCAAGGAGUGGCUAGCGAGCAUAUGAAAAGGUUCUCCGUGAACUUCGUGGCGGGACAGGGCCCCGGGGCCGACAUCGCCUUCCACUUCAAUCCCCGUUUUGAUGGCUGGGACAAGGUGGUCUUCAAUUCGCAGCAGGGCGGCCAGUGGGGCAGUGAGGAGAAGAAACGGAGCAUGCCCUUCCGCAAGGGCACCCCCUUCGAGCUGGUGUUCAUGGUCCUGCCGGAGCACUACAAGGUGGUGAUAAAUGGAAAUCCAUUCUAUGAGUUUGGGCACCGGAUCCCUCUACAGAUGGUCACUCACCUGCAAGUGGAUGGGGACCUGGAGCUUCAAUCCAUCAAUUUCAUCGGAGGCCAGCCGGCCCCAAGCCAGGGUUCUGGAUGCAAGCCUCCGCAGAGCAACCUGCCUACCAUGGAGGGACCCCCAAUCUUCAACCCGACUGUGCCAUUUAUGGGAAAACUGCAAGGGGGGCUUACAGCCCGAAAAACCGUCAUUGUCAAAGGCUACGUGCCUCCCACAGGCAAGAGCUUUGCCAUCAACUUCAAGGUGGGAUUGUCCGGAGACGUGGCUCUCCACAUUAACCCCCGCCUGACCGAGGACACUGUGGUUCGGAACAGCUAUCUGAACGGCUCGUGGGGAUCCGAGGAGAAGAAGAUCUCCUACAACCCGUUUGGUCGCGGCCAGUACUUUGAUCUGUCCAUUCGUUGUGGCAUCGAUCGUUUCAAGGUUUAUGGCAAUGGCCAGCACCUCUUCGACUUCUCCCAUCGCCUUUCAGCCUUCCAGAGGGUGGACAUUCUGGAGAUUGAGGGUGAUAUCACCUUGUCCUAUGUCCAGAUCUGAUCUAUUCCUGGGAGCACACAGAGAAAGAUCCCAUAAGACUCCAUUUUAAGCUUCUAAUAAACUAUCUGAGGGUGUCUAA